CCAGAAUGAACAACGUGUUUCAGGAAGAAGUUGGCGCCUGAAGCCCCGUAUGCGGUUAGCUAGCACGCUAACCGAAAGUAUGAAAGAUACUCCACUGUAAUGAUUUUUCUUCCCAUCGCUAUUAAAGAAUUCCAAUAUGAACGACACGGAAUUCAGCGUCCCUCUGUCCUCACUGGCACUCCUGGUCCCACCACUUCGGCUGAUGUCAGCCGUGAUGUGGGAAGUGGUUCGUCAGCGGAACAUAAAGCACUAUGGGAAACUGGAGGAGUUUGUGUCCAUGGUAACAGAUGCAGUUCCUGAACUGAUGAGUAAAAGAGAAGGGAGGCUGCUCUCACUGGGCCUAAGAGCAAGGACAACUCUGGAGCUGCUGCGUUCUGAACACCCGGAAGAUCUCAAGGCUGUUGAAAGCCACCUCAGCAGAAUCCGAUCUUCUUGCAUUGAGGAGACCAGUGAUGCUGUAAUUGAGGCACCAGAGGCAAACUUUAUGAAGCUGGUUCAAGGCCUCAUUGAAGACACUGAUGGCAGAGAACACUUCCUCAAGAAUGUGUUUCCAGUGGAGUACGGCCCCGACUUUGACACGGCACUGGAGACUUUGGUUUGUGAAUUCUUCAGCAGACUGGAGGAGCUGCUGCCAAUACCAGACUUCAAACAGACCGCAUCCUGGAUCAGUGCUGCCCCCUCUGUGCUGGAGGAGUACAUGCAGUGUGUCUCAAAUGGAGAGGACCUUAAAUUUCUUCUCCAGAGCAAACAGUGCCACGGGAAACUGGCUAAAAGUAGUGUUGCUCCGUUUCAGUCAGAUGAUCUUCUCAUUCCCUCUCUGUCUCUUCCCCCAUCGCUGGAAGUGGCCAUCGCUUCCCACCCGAGUGCUUGUGACGAUGAAAAUAAUGACGUUCCUCAGAUCGUCAUGUUCGAUGAAGAACUGUCGACAAACCCUUCCACUUCAGCAGAUUUUCCCGAGUCACCGAAAAGGACUGAUAAUAUACCGUCAUCUCCUCGCAGGAGACAGCAGACAGGGCUGCAUAAAUGCCCCGAGUGUGACAAAUGCUUCAAGCAUCACUCUGUCCUCGUCGAGCACCAGAGAGUCCACAGCGGGCUGCAGCCUUACAACUGCUCCGAAUGUGGGAGGGCUUUCAGAACAGCCACUCUGCUGGCUGGUCACAGGCUGCGCAAAUGCAAAAAUGCUGCAUAUCUGUGCAUUAAAUGUGGGAACAGUUUUCCAACCUCACUGGACAAAUUCAGACACCACUGCCCAAAACGGGGCCGCAACUACGACUGUGGGCACUGCGGGAAGAGUUUUCAGAAGUCAAGCAGCUUAAAGGAACACGUGCUGACUCAUGUCCAAAGCCGCCUUUUCAAGUGCAGUCAUUGUGGGGUGGGUUUUUCAGGAAUCGGUGACUUGAAGUAUCAUCAGCAGGUAGAUCAUGACAAGCCUUAUCAGUGUAAGCAGUGUGGAAAGAGCUUUAUCUCCUCCAAGUGUCUGACCAAACAUCAACAGCGACAUGAAGAGGUCGGUGAAAUGGAGACCGCCAAAUUAAUGAGUGGAGGUAAACAUAGGAAGAGUGGCUCUGCUCAUCGGAUUUCCUUGGCAUCCAGGAAAACAUCUGUCAAAGCCGUCUACCCUCGAGGACGAGUCACACAUAAUUGUCCACUGUGUGGAAGGAGCUUUAAAUAUCGGUUUGAGUUUCUGGAGCACCAAAGGUUCCACACUGCGGUGAAGCCUUACAAAUGCUCUCAGUGUGGAAAAGCCUUCCGCACUGAAGCUCACCUCUCCAGGCACAGGAAGAGAAAGUGUAAAAACGCCUCCCACAUUUGCACCAAGUGUGGGUGUCAGUUCAGGUCUCUGCACGAGCGGGUCAGACAUCAGUGUGUCCAGCUGCUGACAAAAUACGAGUGUUCUCAUUGUGGAAAGACCUUCAAGAUGGCCCACCUGCUGAGGAACCAUCAGAUGAGUGAGCACCAGCUCCCCUACAGCCCCAACCACCGCUUCAGGUGCAGAUACUGUGAUGAGACUUUCCCCGGCAUCAGUGAGCUGAAGUAUCAUCAGAGAGUGGACCAUGAGAAACCCUACCAGUGUCAGGAGUGUGGCAAGUGUUUCCUGUCUGAAAAAUGCCUGGCCAACCACGAGCUGCGCCACAAUGAUGACAGACCGGAGAGCUGUCUCGUCUGUGGCCGUGGCUUCAGAAACCGCUACGACCUGAAGCAGCACAUGCGCACUCAUACCGGAGAACGGCCUUACCAAUGCACUCACUGUUCACAGUGUUUCUCCACAGCAGGAGGACUGAGGAGUCACACCAGGGUCCACACCGGCGAGAAGCCGCAUGUUUGCCCAGACUGUGGUAAAGCGUUCUCCCAGAUGGGUGCAAUGCGCACCCACAGGCUCACCCACACCGGAGAAAGGCCCUUCAAGUGCACAGUGUGUGGCAAAGGAUUCACAAUGGCGCACAAGGUGACAGUUCACAUGCGUGUGCAUACAGGAGAGCGGCCGUACGUGUGUUCUCAGUGUGGGAAAGCCUUCUCAGAUGGAAGUGUGCUGAAGCAGCACAUGCUGAACCACUCAGGGGUGAGACCAUACCACUGCCAGCUCUGUCCCAAGACCUACACCUGUCUGAACCACCUGAGGAGGCACCUGAAGAGCCACUCUAACAUGAACUGAAGGCAAACUGCUGCAGAACAUUCUACACACAUACUGACACGCUGCAUUCAGCAGUUAGGACACUACAGCUGCAGUGGACCAACUAAAACAAGCAAUACAUGAAGGACUGUAGAAUGAUGCUGUACAGUUGUUAAAAUUAAAAUGAGCAGUUUCCUCUUUAAAUGUAGUUACACUAGCCAGUUCUCAAGGACUAUUUAAACAUUUAAAGGAAUAGUUCCAACAUUUUGGGGAAUGCACUUAUUCGCUUUGUUGCUGAUAAUUAGUUGAGAAAGUCAUUGUCUCACAUCACCUGUGUCUCAGGAAAGAAGUUGCUCUUGAACGCACUGCAAAGACUCCAGUCGGUGGCCAACUAGUACGUACGUUCUGCGCCUGCAUGAGAGGAAAUGACUCUCCACAGCAGCAGGUGGCGGUAGUCUGUAAUCAUCAUUCAAAAAGGGAAACCAGAACACUAACAGGACGGAUUUAAGACACUAGUUAGCCAGUUAGCACAUUAACAACACAACCUUAUGUUCAAAAGACAAAAUAUAUACACCAUGCGCUAGUGGCCAAUACCACAAACAAUUACGAACUAACUUCUGCUGAAGAGCUCAAUAGCUACAAAAAUAUUCGUACCUGAUAUAAAAGUUUGUUUUAGAUCUCAAGCCCAUUUAUUUGCUUUCCUUACUUCAGUUUCUCUGCACUGAGAUGAGCUGCCAAUCAGAGUAAUUUCAUUUGCAGAUGCCAAUUCAACAUGCUAAUUUGGCCAAAAAACAACCAACGAGGGCUGACUAAGGCCAACAGUGCGGAACACACCUCGAAAACUAGGGCAGGGGUCGGCAACCUUUACUAUUAAGAGAGCCAUUAUUGGCUAAAAAAGAAAGAAAAAUUGUCAGGAGCCACAGAGCAUAUUUGUAUAAAGGUAACAGCCUAGUCUAAAUUAGCCCAUCAGCAUUACGAAUAGGUCUAAAUGAGCAUUGAUUAAUAUGAUUUACUAGAAGGUGGCUGCUCUGCGGUGGGCUAUUUAUCAGUAUUUAGUGCUUUAAUUUUGCAGCAUUGGUGAAAGUAAAUGAAUCCGUCCACACGCUAUUAAUUUCCUUGAAGACAUUUCCUUUUUUGGAUUUGGAAUCCAUAGUUAGCCUUGUUAGGGAGACUCCAGGCAGCCACCGCUACUAAGGUUCAUCAAAAUUUAGAGUAAAAGGCGCCAGGUUGUAGGCGUAUGACGCAUUUUUUAAUUCGAUGUAUAGGCUGCACAUUUUUACAGUUGUAGAAUGCAGUAAUCACCCCAGGCCUACAACAAUGACAAGUGAAAACCUGAAUGUUAAAAAUAACCGUUAUUCAUUUCCAUAUAAUUUUAUGUCAGAGCCACAGGGAGCCAGUGAAGAGGGUCCAAAGUGCCGCAGGUUGCCUACCCCUGAACUAAUGUGACAGAUGCUCACCGAUGACCAACUCUUGGCUUGGUGUGUCAGGGCCUUUAGCAUGAAGACGGGAAGCCGGGGGAGACAGAUAGCCUGACUCCAUCCAAAUGUAUUCAAACUCUGCCUGUCAAACAAGUAGUCCUGUUACAUAUAAAACCUAAAAUAACAAGAUAUAACAUGCCAGUUAGUGAGCUUUGUUGGCUGUAGCUUCAUAUUGAACGGACAGAUAUGAGAGUGACAUCAGUCUUCUCAUCUAAAGACCUUUGAACAUCAAGUCUGUAUUUUUCGUUUGUAUUUAUUUAUUUUAUUUGUCAUGUGCACAGAUACCAUGCACACUGAGUCUGAUUCAGUUCAUUGUUCUAUUUGUUGUGAAAAUUUGCAAUACGAGACUAAAUUUGAAGACACAUUUGCUCCCUACGUUGGAGGUACCUCCCCAGCUGUCGCCACUUUCCGCCUACUUUCUGGCAUUUGGAACGGUGGCUACACGAAGGGGCUGAGCUGUCCUCCAUCUCUGUCUCCAAACUGUCGCUCUCUCUGCAUUUGUGUGUGGUCUUCAUCCUGAGACAACCAGGUAGAGAAAACGACUCAUAUUCAAGGUGGACGACUUCACCGAAUUUGUUUAAUUGCAUUUCUUUUCGUGGCAGACUCCUCGUCACCCUCAUCCACCUGAAUAUUAAUAUCUCAGCUGUUGAAAGUGGCUAUCUGAGUUUUGAAAUGAUACUCUGCGCCCUGUCCUUCUCUCUUGUUACAGGUUAACGUCACAUUUUCUGCACUGCCUCUUGGUCACACAACUGUCUAAAGUUUUUUGACGAUCUGAAAAAUCACGUAUAAUCCACCCUGUUCCAAAAAGUUUAUUGAUGGACAAAAGUUUCAGUGUGUAAACAAGCUUCACACAUCAGGUCGUGCGUAUUUUUAACAUCCAAUAGUUUAAGAUGAAAAAUACAGACUUGGUGUGCAAAGGCCUCAACUCAACAGGAAAAUAAAUAGGUGUAUUUUACAAAAUGUUGAAGCAUUCCUUUAACAUCAGCACAAGCUCGUUCUCAUUCCCCAUCAGGUUAUUCCUUGAGCUUAUUUUUUGUUUUCCCUCCCCCCGUACAUCAGUUUCCUCUGCAUGGAUAUGUUUGGAUGUUAUUCUGGACAUUGUUUGAGUGAGAUGCUGUAAUUUUGGUGAAAAUAUAUUUUUGGAAAGGCCUCGAUAGUGAUAGAAAUGAACUGAAAAAAGGCUCUGUAAAUACGCUGGAAGACAAAUCUUGUGAGAGUGCAAAGUUAUAAUGAUGACACUGUUUAUUUCAACAUGACAUAACUUUAUUCCUGAAGGCCUUUUAUACCCCCACAGCUAUGGUUUGCAACGUUUGUGAAUUUCAAAUUAAAUUACCUUGGUUAUA
This is a messenger RNA of Epinephelus lanceolatus (giant grouper), 5432 nucleotides long. RefSeq lists its product as uncharacterized. NCBI's taxonomy places the organism in Eukaryota, Metazoa, Chordata, Actinopteri, Perciformes, Serranidae. The record is from RefSeq and is a predicted model, not a curated record.